GUAUGGAACUUUCUUUGUUCAUUACAAAGUCAAUACGAAUGCGAUUUAAAUUUUUCAUGGCGCCCGUUCAAUUGCGCUACCUCAUUCGCCUAUAUAAGUUUGUGUUCUCUAAUAUCAGUUUUCAUUCAGCGAUCAUUUCGACCGAUGGUCUCGUGCUAAAAGGCGUUUACCCGGCCCGUGGUUCGUUCAGUGAAUUGGAAUUCAAAAUUAGAACGCAUUUAUUUUUUAUCUAAAUAUUUUUUUUAUUUCCAUCCUGUGAUCGUGUUUUUGUUUUUGGUAGUUUAUUUUUUAUUUAAUUUAAAAAAUUAUGUGACAGUUUUGACGGAUACGAGUGGCGGGAAUUUUGACAGAUAAGUCGUCAACAAGAAUCUCUGCAGUAUUAUACGUACGUUUAGUAAUUUAUUGAGAAUGUAUCUGGUGCUACUGUUCACCGCGUCCCUGCUCGGCGUAAGCCGCUGCGCCAACGUCAACAAACACAUGAGGCUACUCUCAGACUUAGAUAAUCAUAUUGAACAUAAUGUAGCUCAAAACAACUUACAAUCCAGUGCCCGCCGCUUCCUUACGAUAACGCAGCGCCCCGAAGCGAUGUACACGCACGCUCGUGGCGAAAUGCUGGAACUAACGUGUGACGCCGUCGGUGUGCCAGCGCCCUCUAUACACUGGUUUAAAAAUGACGCUCCGGUUUAUGAGUAUGACGUAGAAUCAAAUGAACUAAUAGACAGUAACCCGAGUUCUCUUGCGCGGGUCAUUUCGACCCUGUUGGUAACGAGGACGUCGGGUCAUGACGUGUACACUUGCCUCGUCACGUCUGGCACCAAAACUGCUAGAGCUACCACUGUCGUUUAUGAAAAAGAUGGCAGCAGUAUACUGUCGGAGCGCGCAAAACUAUUACCUUUAGAACCUCGGAUAGUUGUCACUUAUGAGAUGUACGUGGAUACGAUGGGCAACAACAUAGUGCUGCCAUGCCGGGUUAAGGGACACCCCAAACCUCAUGUCACGUGGUUCGACAACAAGGGAACCCCCAUUAGGAAUGAUUCCGCGAGAAUGAGGGUGCUGCGUUCAGGCGAGCUAGUAAUAACGUCACUGCGCUGGAGUGACAUGGGCGAGUUCACUUGCCAAGCCACCAAUGUAUUCGGCUCACAACUCGCCAAGACGUUCGUUUAUCCGGCUAAAGCCGGAUAGACAGACAGACAUGCACACAGCGUCGAGUAUACUUAAUUGGAUGUUCCUGGUACUAAAUAAGUUUAUAUUAGGGCCGCAUCACACUGUGCGCGACAAACGCUGCGAUUUUAAAUCGUUUUCAUAAGUCUUUCCGUCUUGCUACUACGCUAAUAUGAAUUUUGAAAUUGUGUUAGGCGCCUAUAAUUGUUAAUUUUAUUUUUAUUCUUACAUUUCUUCCAUUAUUCACCUCUUACUUACGUUACAGAGAAAAAAGUAUUAAUACCAUUUUAAUUCAUAGUUGUAAUUGUAUCAUAAAAUCUAAGCAAUAAGGAUGAAUAUAAGUAUGUUUAAUAGUUUAUUUUUAUGAGUUACUAUUGAUAAUAAAUAUCUACUUAUUAAUAUUUCUUACUAUUAUAGACUAUUAAAUAUUGUCUAAAGCAAGCCUUAAGACAAGUCGACGGCUGGUCCGUCGUGCGAUUAGUCGCAGCGUAUCGUCACCAGUGUGUAACCACCUUAAGAAUCGAGUCUGCC
This is a messenger RNA of Spodoptera littoralis (African cotton leafworm), 1692 nucleotides long. NCBI's taxonomy places the organism in Eukaryota, Metazoa, Arthropoda, Insecta, Lepidoptera, Noctuidae. The record is from the annotation of a GenBank genome assembly.